This is a messenger RNA of Vitrella brassicaformis, 2839 nucleotides long. The record is from the annotation of a GenBank genome assembly. NCBI's taxonomy places the organism in Eukaryota, Vitrellaceae.
GGACAUACAUAUUCACAAGGCCCAGGCAGACACCCAAGUCCAUCGCUCCUUCCUCCGACAUGAUAUCCACGUUUCGACACCCGUCCAUCCAUCAAUCCAUCAGCCACCCAUUCACCCACCCUCAGUCAGUCAGUCAGUCAUUCUCGCCGAUUCCCUCACUCAGUCACUGCAUGGCAACUAGCGCAUCCCCACACCGCCAGCAUAAGAUACUGGAUUCGCCACCGCGGCCUACAAACACCACACACCCGGCAGAGUCGAUGAAACCAUGCCUUCCCUCCCGGCCAGCUUAAGAUGGCUGCUCGCUGACCUGCCCGUUCUGCACAGCUGACAUGGAUGCCCUGAAUGAAUGAAUCAAUGAAAUAAAUACACACUAACAAUCGCUGACCCACUGACUCGCUGGCUUUCUCGGGAGGGAGGGGACAGUCUCGUCGGGCGUUCUUCCUUCCUUCCUGCCUGCCUUGAUGCCUGUCUCUGACUGACUGACCUGCAUACAUCCGUCGCUUCGGCAUUCAAGAGCUGCUUUGGCGGGCCCUUUGCGAGCGGCGGAUGGAGGCAACGAGCGUGACUUGCGCGCGGCUAGCAGGCCAUAGCAGACACAGCACACCCUCUCACCCGCACUGAUGGGUCGGUGCGCCUGGGACAGCGAACAGGCCCUCACGCUGACAUUCAUACAUACAUACAUACAUGUGGAUGCAUGGAUGGGGUGCAUCCAACAAGCCAAGGAUAGGGAGGGAGAGAGGGGGGGAACAAAGAGACAAAGAGACAGACAUGCUCUGACUGAGGCCUGUGAUGAGGGAGGAAAAGGGGCUGGCUGCGUCCCUCCCUGCCUGCCUUUCUUUCGUACGUGGUAUGCGUGCCAUGUUCUUGGCGUGAUGGCUGAGACACAGUGCCAACGAGUGCCGUCUGCGGAGUAUCUGCCAGCCAGCCAGCCAAACACACAGACAGAACCCGUUGGCCCUCAAGUCAGUGACGCUUCACGUUGCCUUGCCCCUCUCUCUCCCUGUCUCACUCCCUCUCUCCCGCCCCAUGUCUGUCACUCAGUCCAUUGCCCCACUUGCUCCCUCACCUGUGAUCCACACAUUCAUGCCCAUCUUUCUGUGCCCAUCCAGCGUCGGCCGCGCUUGAUGCACCACUCUGGGAUCUGCACACACACGAAACAAGGGAGGGCUUCUGUGUGUUUCAAGCCUUUCAAUCGUAUGGUACAUACGUACGUGCAUGCACUGCGUGUGUGUGUGUCCAUCGCCCACCCACCCACCCAGCCAGCCAGCCAGCCUUCCCACGGCCACCCAGCCAGGUAGGUGCCUACCUGCAGUCCCGUCGGGGAAUAGGUUGCUCCAGAAGAGUGCCCGGCCGCGCCGUGGAUGGAACCGCUGGUUGAUGAGCGGGAAAUCCGUCUCACCGCCAGCCGAAUCAGGCAGGGACGUCAGGUACUGACCCACACACACACACAUACACACACAUUGCACGUGUAUGGUAUGAGUCAAGUUGUAGGUAGGUGGGUAGGUACGUAGGUAGUCAUGCAUAGACGCUGCAAGGCCAGCCCAGCCCGCAGACCUGCCUGCCUACCACGAAUGCAGUGAGGAUCCUCCUGGGCUCCUCAGCAAAUGCGUCGGGCAUGACUACACGGAUGUCAGGUGGGCUGUCCUGGAAGUCCUCGCGGCUUCUGCCCCCAGACGCGGCCCCCGGAAGCUUCAGACCUACGGCGUCUACAUCUCCCUCCAGACGACCUGCGUCAUGAUGAAUAUCGAAAUACUGCAUGCCAUGCCAUGCAACCAAACAACCAAUUCACCCGCGACACAACACAACACAGCACAACACAACACAACACAGCAAAGGGAGAAACACAUUUGAAUAAAUGCCAAACGGGUUGUGUUGAUUGAGCUGUCUGUCUGUCUGUCUGUCUGUGGCGUGGUGUGUGGUGCGUCUUUCUCGACUUACUUACCUGCCCCGGGGCGUAUGAGAGGAGCUGCAGUGGCUCGACAUUCUCGUGUGGCAGACCAACGCAAUCAGCCGCCCUCCUGACCACACCACACAUCACACGACAGACAACAGUGUCACCUGCAGGUACCUGCAACUUGGGCUCAGUGUGUCUCUGUGUGUACGUAUGUGUGUGUGCAUCGACAGUGUGCUGGUGGAUGGGAUGGCCGGCCCAGCACCCCAAUCAAUCUGUGUGCGCCCUCUCCUGUGGUUCAUUCAACUGACCUCUCAAUGUUGCGGAUAACGGUGCUGCCGCACUUUGGCAGGUGAGUGUAGGUGGACGUGCGGCACUCAUCAUACACCAACUGAUGGUACAUGCAUGUACACACACACACACACACACACACACACAAGAUCCGUCCGUCCGUCCGCGCAACUAGUGGCGUGUGUUCAGGGUGUGGUGCCCCCGACCUGACCUCCUCGUUCUCUAGGUCUUGCGUGAAGCUCCGCUGGAACUCAUCGUGAUGCUGACUGUAGUACUGGGCGAUGUACGACAGCUCGCUGCAGCCAUACACGGGAUCAGGUGUGUGCCCGACCUCUGUUCUACUGAUAUGUAUCCCUCCCUGCUGACCUUACCUUUCCGUCAGGAACUCAUCGCACGCAUAGAUGUUUGGCGUGCGGUGGACCAACUCAAGAGUCCUGCCACCUGCAGUGCAGGCAGCAGACAGAUGAAUGAAAGGAUGGACAGAUUCAGACAGCUAGAGAUGCAGCCAUCACUCACUUACAGAUUCGUUCGACCGCCUGCGGCUUGGAAGUGUAGAAUAGGCGCUUGAACUGCUCUGACACGUGUAUCGCCCUCGGCCGCUCCUUCAGACCCUGAAUGCGCACCGACUUUCGACUAGGAUUCAUCCUUGCUCAUUUC